This is a messenger RNA of Adineta ricciae, 240 nucleotides long. NCBI's taxonomy places the organism in Eukaryota, Metazoa, Rotifera, Eurotatoria, Adinetida, Adinetidae. The record is from the annotation of a GenBank genome assembly.
AUGACAGCCGAAUGUAAGGUCACCGAUGCGAGAAUUGAGUCCAUUAUUCCGAUCACUUGUUUGCGUGGACAAGAUCUGAAUAAUAUUUUUAUUGAUUGCUCGAUACCUAUUAUUUUUGUUUCUAACGUUGACAACCUUUCCAUCACGCCUCGCCGUGGUGGCGACGAUAUUGCUCCCGUCGCUGUUGAUGAAUGCGAUGGUGAAUCUAACUGCUCGGGCACAUCAUGUCCCACUACCUGA